UUGUCUUGUUGGGAAGACUCAACAGUUAUUGGUUGACUCAAUCUUAAUUAAAGCCAUCCUUCAUAAAACUGCCUAUCACUGAUUUGAUCAGUUCAUGAACCCUGCACUUCACUUCAAAUUACUCAUUUUCAUUCAUCCACUCAACUCCCUUUCCUACCAUGGCACUAGAAUUGGUGGGUGGUGCUCUUCUUUCUGCUUUACUUCAGGUUGCAUUUGAGAAGCUUGCUUCUCUUCAAGUUCGGGACUUCUUUCGUGGAAGAAAGCUUGAUCAAAAGCUGCUCAACAACUUGGAAAUCAAGCUGAACUCCAUACAGGCUCUGGCUGAUGAUGCAGAACUAAAGCAGUUCAGAGAUCCACGUGUCAGGAACUGGCUUCUUAAGGUCAAAGAUGCUGUGUUUGACUCAGAGGAUCUCUUGGAUGAAAUACAACAUGAGAUCUCCAAAUGCCAGGUCGAAGCUGAAGCUGAAGCUGAAGCUGAGUCUCAAACCUGCACUUGCAAGGUACCAAAUUUCUUCAAAUCUUCUCCUGUUAGUUCCUUUAACAAGGAAAUUAAAUCAAGGAUGGAACAGGUCCUUGAGGACCUUGAAAACCUUGCUAGCCAAAGUGGCUAUCUAGGUUUGAAAAAUGCAAGUGGUGUUGGAUCAGGAUUUGGUGGUGCAGUAUCACAGCAAUCACAAUCAACAUCUUUGCUUGUUGAAAGUGUUAUUUAUGGCAGAGAUGAUGACAAAGAAAUGAUCUUUAAUUGGCUCACAUCUGACAUUGACAAUUGUAACAAACUAUCAAUACUUUCUAUUGUGGGCAUGGGUGGGUUGGGUAAGACCACACUUGCCCAACAUGUAUACAAUGACCCAAGGAUAGAAAAUAAAUUUGAUAUCAAAGCUUGGGUCUGUGUUUCAGAGGAAUUUGAUGUUUUCAAUGUAACAAGAACAAUUCUUGAGGCAGUCACUAAAUCAACUGAUGAUAGUAGAAACCGAGAAAUGGUUCAGGGAAGGUUGAGCAAAAAAUUGACAGGAAAGAGAUUUUUUCUUGUUUUGGAUGAUGUUUGGAACAGAAAACAAAAGGAAUGGAAAGAUUUGCAAAGUCCUCUUAAUGGUGGGGCUCCAGGGAGUAAAAUUGUUGUCACUACACGUGACAAGAAAGUUGCUUCAAUAGUGGGAUCAAAUAAAACACAUUCCUUAGAGAUGUUGCAAGAUGAUCAUUGCUGGCGAUUGUUCGCUAAACAUGCAUUCCAAGAUGAUAGUCAUCAACCGAAUCCAGACUUCAAGGAGAUUGGUACGAAGAUAGUAGAAAAAUGUAAAGGACUGCCUCUGGCCUUGACAACAAUUGGAAGUCUAUUACACCAAAAAUCAUCUAUUCCAGAAUGGGAAGGCAUAUUGAAAAGCGAGAUAUGGGAAUUUUCAGAAGAGGAUAGCUAUAUUGUCCCAGCUUUGGCACUAAGCUAUCACCACCUUCCUUCCCAUCUCAAGAGAUGUUUUGCUUAUUGUGCCUUAUUCCCCAAAGAUUACAGGUUUCACAAGGAGGGUUUAAUUCAGCUGUGGAUGGCGGAAAACUUUUUACAAUGUCAUCAACAGAGUAGGAGUCCAGAAGAAGUCGGUGAACAAUACUUCAACGAUCUUUUGUCAAGGUCCUUCUUUCAACAAUCAAGUAGCAUAAAGAAAACAUAUUUUGUCAUGCAUGACCUUCUCAACGAUUUGGCAAAAUAUGUUUGUGGGGACAUCUGUUUCAGGUUGGAAGAAGAUCAAGCAAAAAAUAUACCAAAAACAACCCGUCAUUUUUCAGUUGCAACCUAUCAGGUUAAAUGCUUUGAAGGGUUUGGAACUUUAUACGAUGCUGAAAGGUUACGCACAUUUAUGUCAUCAAGUGAGAAAAUGAAGAUUCAUAACUACCAUCGUUGGCAUUGCAAGAUGUCAACACAUGAAUUGUUCUCCGAGUUUAAGUUCUUACGUGUCUUAUCUCUGUCUGGUUAUUCUAACCUAACAGAGUUGCCUGACUCUGUAGGUAAUCUUAAAUAUCUCCAUUCAUUAGACCUCUCAAAUACUGACAUUGAAAAAUUACCUGAAUCAACAUGUUCACUCUACAACUUGCAAAUACUGAAGCUAAAUGGUUGUACACAUUUGAAGGAGCUGCCCUCCAAUUUGCAUAAACUCACUGAUUUGCAUCGCCUUGAAUUAAUAGAUACUGGAGUGAGAAAGGUACCGGCACAUUUGGGAAAACUGAAGUAUCUUCAAGUAUUAAUGAGUUCGUUUAAGGUUGGCAAAAGUAGGGAGCUCAGUAUCCAGCAGCUAGGAGAACUCAAUCUUCAUGGAAGUCUAUCAAUAAGGAAACUGCAGAAUGUUGAGAAUCCCUCAGAUGCAUUAGCCUUGGAUUUAAAAAAUAAAACACACCUUGUUGAGGUAGAGUUGAAAUGGGAUUCAGACUGGAACCCUGAUGAUUCAACAAAAGAAAGGGAUGAAAUUGUAAUCGAGAAUCUACAGCCUUCCAAACACUUGGAGAAGUUGACGAUGAGGCAUUAUGGGGGUAAACAAUUUCCAAGGUGGUUAUUCAACAAUUCCUUAUUGAAUGUGGUGUCCUUAACCUUCGAGAACUGUGAAUCUUGCCAACGUUUGCCUCCCCUUGGACUCUUGCCAUGUCUCAACUACCUGAGUAUUGUUGGACUUAAUGGGAUAUUGCGUAUUGAUGCUGAAUUUCAUGGGAAUAGCUCUUGUUCAUUUGCAUCCUUGGAAACACUGGAGUUCUCCCGGAUGAAAGAAUGGGUAAAAUGGGAAUGUCAGGAUGUGACAGGUGCUUUUCCACGUCUUAAAGAUCUCAGGAUAUCUAAUUGUCCCAAGCUGAAAGGGGACCUGCCAGAGCAACUUGUUUGUUUACAGACACUAACAAUUUCGAACUGCAAACAGCUUAUGGCUUCUGCUCCCAUGGCUCCAGAGAUUCGUGUAUUGGAUUUAAAUGACUGUGGAAAGCUGCAACUUGAUGAUCAUCGGACUACUUUGAAAAUGCUUAGUGUCGGCGGACAAAGCAUGGAUACAUCGUUGAUGGAAAGUAUUUGGCACAUCAUAUCUGUUAGUUCUCUUGAAGAGCUGAGGGUUGAUUAUUGCCCAAAUAUGAAUAUUCCAAUGAGUAGUUUUCAGGGUUUCCUUGUAAGCUUGCACAUCUUAGGUGGCUGCAACUCUCUAACGACCAUUCCGCUAGAUUUGUUCCCAAUACUCAGAGAGCUUUAUACCUGGUGGUGUCCUAAUCUACAGAGGAUUUCACAGGGGCAGGCUCAUAAUCAUCUCCACUAUCUGAGUAUGAGAGAGUGCCCCCAAUUAGAAUCAUUGCCUGAAGGAAUGCAUGUCCUCCUUCCAUCUCUUCAUUAUCUGGGCAUAGAGGAUUGUCCAAAAGUUGAAAUGUUUCCCGAAGGAGGUUUGCCAUCAAAUUUAAAAGAAAUGAGUCUUGGUAGUUCCAAACUUAUGUCCUUAUUGAAAAGUGCCUUGGGAGGCAAUCACUCUCUAGAAAGCUUAUAUAUUGGAGAAGUGGAUGUUGAGUGUCUUCCUGACGAAGGUGUACUGCCACACUCUCUUGUUUCUCUAGGGAUCAAUAAGUGUGGAGAUCUAAAAAGACUGGACUACAAAGGUCUCUGCCACCUCUCCUCUCUCAAGGAAUUGCGUCUUGAAGACUGCCCCAGGCUCCAAUGCUUACCAGAGGAGGGUCUGCCCAAAUCCAUUUCAUAUUUGCGAAUUUGGGGGGAGUGUCCGUUGCUCAAACAACGUUGCAGGAAACCCGAAGGUGAAGACUGGCCAAAGAUUGCUCACAUUGAACACUUCUACAUAUAAGGUGAGCUAACUCUUAUAUGGAUUCAAUCAUACAUCAACAGGGGAAUCUAGGUGAGUUCUCAAUGCAGUUGAAUCGAAUUCCUUGACGCUCAACAAGUCCACCAUCUAUCUUUGCUGUAGGACCCAAGUCUUCAUCUCAUGUCCUCACUUCAUUUGUGUACCCUUCAACUCAGCAUUUAGCCGCUGCACAUUUUUUCAGUUACUUAGAGCUUUUAAGACCCUGUUAGUAUAUCUAUUGUAACAAUAUGACAGGAUAUGUUUUUGACACAUCAAAAGCCUAAUUAUUUUGUUAUUGAUGGAUUAUGUGUGAUGUCCUUUUUUUUAUAAAAAUAAACCAUUAUUACAAUG
Molecule: messenger RNA, 4157 nt
Organism: Glycine soja
Lineage: Eukaryota; Viridiplantae; Streptophyta; Magnoliopsida; Fabales; Fabaceae
Product: putative disease resistance RPP13-like protein 1
Exons: 2
Coding region: 159-3809 (1216 amino acids)
Biological process (GO): defense response to other organism
Molecular function (GO): ADP binding
Source: RefSeq, a predicted model, not a curated record